AUGGAGGACAUUUUAAAGGAGAUCAUAUCAUUAAGCGAGAAAAAAAAAAAAGAGGAAAAGGGAAUGCAUGAACAUGUGCAGGAAGAAAAUUGCAUGAAUGGAGAAAAUUGGAAGAGGGGAGAAAACUCGAAGAGGGGAGAAAACUCGAAGGGCGGAAAAUUAAAGUGUGAAAAUGGAAAAGAAAGAAAACAUAGUGAUGAUCUGAAAAAAAAAAAAAAAAAAAGGGGAGAUUCAUUCUUGGUACAUAGUGAAGAGAAAACGGAUUGGGGGGAUGAUGCAUCUACUAUAUGUCCAAUGGAAGAUGACAUAAGUAUAGAGAAAGCAAACAUUUUUAGUAGAAUAAUAAAUAAUAACAAAACCAAUGAAUAUAAUGUUUAUUUUAAAGAUAUUGAAAAGAAUGUAGAUGAAAACACACCACUGUUUCAUAGUGUAAGCAGGUUAAGUACGUCAACCCAGUUGGACGCUACAACCCAGUUAGACGAAACAACCCAGUUAGACGAAACAACCCAGUUAGACGAAACAAACCCGUUAAACACUUACCUCCUAACAGUGAACGACAUCAACAUGAACAUUGCAAAUAUUUACAAAAAUAUUGACAAGAUCAAUGUUAUAAAAAGAAAAAUUGACUUGAACAUAUAUGAUAAUGAAAAGCUGUACACGAAAGUGAACGUUAUAAUUAACAGUUCGGAAGAAAUAAUUAAUUAUAUUAAGAUAAAAAUUAAUCAAAUAAAUAAGGACAAUGAGAAUUUUGAAAAGGGUAAUAAUAGUGGUAGUAGUAGCCAUAGUAGCUGUGGCAGCCGUAGUAGUACCAUGCUUAGCGAAAUAAAAUUACGAGUUAAUAUAUUCAUUGAUGUAGUAAAUAAAUAUAAAUGUUGUAUUAAUAAAUAUAAAAAUAUUUGCAAUCAUUAUUAUGAACAUGUUAAUAAAAAUAUUAUGAAACAUUACAAAUUAAUCCAUCCAAAUAUAAGUGAUCAUAGUAUACAUAAAUUAUUAAAACAAAGUAAUUACACCAUUGAAGAUUUUCUUAAUAUUAAUAAUACUUGCUAUAACAAUAAUAUGUAUUGUACAGAUAUAGAGCAAAUACAAAUAGAAAAAGUAAAAGAAAAAUACAAACAGCUAAAAAAAUUGGAGAAAAAUAUUUCCUCAUUAAAUGAAUUAUACAUCGAACUAGCAUAUGUUAUAAAGAAAAGAAAAAAUAUAAUCAAUGAUAUUGAAAAUAAUACAUUCCAGAUGAAGGAAUACACAGAUGAUGCACUACUAAAUAUAAUCGAGGCAAAAAGAUAUAACGCAUUAAUUAAGCAAAAAAUUGUCUAUUUCAGUGUAUUCCUGCUAAUAAUUGCCUUCAUUAUUCUUUGCCCCGUAUUCUUCAAUGUUGCUCUGUUCUAG
Plasmodium malariae is the source of this 1386-nucleotide messenger RNA. RefSeq names its product syntaxin, Qa-SNARE family, putative. Gene Ontology annotation, biological process: vesicle-mediated transport. Gene Ontology annotation, cellular component: membrane. The record is from RefSeq and is a predicted model, not a curated record. The transcript has a single exon. NCBI's taxonomy places the organism in Eukaryota, Apicomplexa, Aconoidasida, Haemosporida, Plasmodiidae. Bases 1 to 1386 code for a protein of 461 amino acids.